AUGGCCUCGAGACUGGUCCCAUUUGCAUACCGGAGUGCUCCGCGCGCCUUCCGCCAGAUCCAGAGGACUCAAUGGCGGCCGUUUAGUGUUUCGCGAACGGCGUGGAACGAGAGUGGCUCGCUCAAUGUUCAUCGCGACACGCCCGAGAACAACCCGAACAUUCCCUUCAAAUUCACCGCUCAGAAUGAGCAGCUCAUCGACGAAAUCGUCUCCCGGUACCCCUCGCAAUACAAGAAGGCCGCGGUCAUGCCUCUGCUGGAUCUGGGACAGCGCCAGCAUGGAUUCUGCAGUAUCAGUGUCAUGAACGAGGUAGCGCGGCUGUUGGAGAUGCCACCAAUGCGCGUCUACGAGGUUGCGACUUUCUACACAAUGUACAACCGGGAUCCGGUCGGCAAGUUCCACGUCCAGGUCUGCACAACGACCCCAUGUAUGCUCCGUGAUAGCGACGCAGUCAUGAAGGCAUGUGAGGACGAACUUGGCAUCCACCACGGCGAAACCACAAAGGACGGCCUGUUCACCAUGACCGAGGUGGAAUGCCUCGGCGCCUGUGCCAAUGCGCCCAUGGUCCAGAUCAACGAUGACUACUACGAGGACCUCACAUACGACUCGACCGUCGCUCUAAUCAAGGCCCUAAGACAUGCCGCACAAGCCACAGGUGCGCAACCAGGCGGCAAGGGUCUUGUCAGCGGUGCUGGAAACGGCAACGCAUCAAACGAGGGUGCAGGCGAUAAGUUGGUCAACCAACAAGGACGGGGCUAUGACUUUGGCGGCGUCAAAGUGCCGACACCAGGCCCUUUGAGCGGGAGGAAGAGCUGCGAGCCCGCAGGAGGCUUGACCUGUCUGACAAGCGAGCCGUGGGGUAACGAGACGCUGAGGAAGGAUGGUGCUCUAUAG
Messenger RNA from Plenodomus lingam JN3, 894 nucleotides. RefSeq lists its product as uncharacterized. The record is from RefSeq and is a predicted model, not a curated record. Lineage: Eukaryota; Fungi; Ascomycota; Dothideomycetes; Pleosporales; Leptosphaeriaceae. Gene Ontology annotation, molecular function: oxidoreductase activity.